AUGAUUUCUAAUAUUUUCUUUCUAUCAAAUUCCAAAUUUUUCUUUAUUAAAAGAUUUUCAAUAAAAAAAGUUUUUGUAAACAACUUUCAAUCUUCUUCCAUCGCCUCGUAUUCUUCAUCUAAUAAUGAUAAUUCUAUUGAUUCGAGUAAUUCAGAAACUUCUGCAAACAAAGAUGAUUAUGAUAGUAAUAAUAGUUUAUCAGUAACGAAAUUGUUAAAUACCUUGGAACCACCUAAAAUAAUAGAACUAAUACGUAAAAGGUAUGAAAAUAGAGAUAAAUAUGGUGAUGUCAAAUAUAACUUUAAAUUUGACAACAACGACAAUAAUUCUACCACUAGAAGUAAAUAUAGUGAAGCUGCUGUGUUAAUGCCUUUUUGUAUAAUAGAUGAUAAAUUAAGUGUGUUAUUUACCGUCAGAAGUAGCAACUUGAGUACUCAUCAAGGUGAAGUAAGUUUUCCAGGCGGAAAAAAAGAUUUGUCAGAUUCAUCAUUGAUUUCAACAGUUUUACGUGAAACUUAUGAAGAAAUCAAUGUAGAAUCAAAAUAUAUUGAUAUAAUUGGCCAAGAGAUAGAUUUACCAAACGUUCAACACACUUUAAAAGUUACACCGUUUAUCGGUUUCAUUAAUUUUCCAAAGAAUAAAUCAACAACAAUUGUCAUUGAUGAGAUGAUAAAAUUUGAUAAUAAAGAAGUUGAUGAAGUGUUCACUGUUACACUAGAAGAUUUAUUAGAUCCAAAUAAAAAAUUUAUAAGACAAUUUAGAAAGUCUAAAAUAAAAUAUUCGGUAAAUGGAUGGAUUGAUUGA
This is a messenger RNA of Entrophospora sp. SA101, 804 nucleotides long. The record is from the annotation of a GenBank genome assembly. Lineage: Eukaryota; Fungi; Glomeromycota; Glomeromycetes; Entrophosporales; Entrophosporaceae.